GCGAGAUGUUGUACUCCCGUUGCGUAGCAACGCUACGCCGCAGGCUCCCGUGGGCGUAGCCCGUCUACGCGUGACGUAGACGGGCUACGGAUGACGUAUUCAAAAAUGUCCACCUUUUUGAAGGUCACAGUCUAUAUUUAAAAAUAAACUGCUCAUAUAAUUAUGUUGUGUAACAAAAACAAAGCAUCCUUUCACGUGGCAAGGUCAGCUUUGUUAAUAAGAAUCGAAAUCUGCGUGCAAAACGAUAACGCGAUACAUUUUAUCAAAACGUAUCAAGCCAUUAGUGUUGAGACGGAUAUAUGCAGUUUUUAUAGCAGUGAGCGGGACGGGAGUUGUAGCAACAAGUCUCGUUCGCGUUAUCGGCAGUGACGUCACGACCCUUUCACUGGCGCGAACGUUCUCACGACGUCAGUCCACGCGGCUCGGUCACGGCGUCCACCCGUCUCGCUGUGUUCCUAAAACGACUGACGCGCGUUCCAUAUUCAAAAAUUUAAAAAGUUUUGACGGACCUGGAUUCUAGGGAAUUUCGCCAUGGGUGUUAUCAAGGUGUCCCCCGAUACUGCGUCUCUGAUCUCCGUGUGUGACAUGCUCGACGAUAUGAAGAGCGAGUCGAGCUACACAUCCUCGGAGGAGGGAUGCGGCGGCGGCGAGCGGCACGCCGUGCUGAGUUACGAGCAGGUGUCGCGGCUCAACGACGUCAUGGACGAGGUGGUGGCCAUCCACGGCCGCGGCAACUACCCCACGCUGCACGUGCGGCUGCGGGAGCUGGUGGCCGGCGUGCGAGCGCGGCUUGAAGCCCCUCAGGCCGCAGGCGGCGCCGGCGUGGCAGUCCGCGACGUCCGUCUAAACGGCGGAGCGGCUUCUCACGUUCUCGCCGAUCGCCCCCAGCCCUACUCCGACAUCGACCUCAUUUUCACCGCCGACCUCCUCACCGCGCGCCACUGCGACCGCGUGAAGGCCGCCGUGCUCGGCCACCUCUCCACUCUCCUACCUCCGGCCACCCCUCGCCGCCGCGCCCCCACCGCCGGCUUAAAAGAAGCCUACGUCUCCAAAAUGGUCCGCGUCAACUCCGACGGCGACCUCUGGUCGCUCAUCUCCCUCGGAAACUCCCGCGGGCACAAAUCCGUGGAGCUCAAGUUCGUGGACACCAUGCGACGUCAGUUUGAGUUCUCCGUGGACUCUUUCCAGAUCGCACUAGAUUCGCUACUCGCGUUCCACGAGUGCGCGGCGCUGCCCAUCGGCGAGAACUUCUACCCGACCGUAGUCGGCGAGUCAGUGUAUGGAGAUUUCCGCGAAGCUCUGAUCCACCUAACGGAGAAGUUGAUCGCGACACGCCAGCCCGAGGAAAUCCGCGGCGGCGGCCUGCUCAAGUAUUGUGCAUUACUGGCUAAAGGAUACAGGGCCGCGCGGCCGGAUCGCAUCAAGACGCUAGAGCGAUAUAUGUGCUCGCGGUUCUUCAUCGACUUCCCCGAGCUUGGCCAGCAGCGCGCCAAGCUCGAGGCAUAUCUACGGAAUCACUUCGUCGGGCGCGAGGAGGAGGCCCUCAAGCACCGCUAUUUAACGCUGCUGCACGGUGUAGUUCGCGAGUCGACAGUGUGCCUCAUGGGCCACGAGCGGCGGCAGACGCUGGCCCUGAUCGAGCACCUGGCGUGCCGGGAGCUGUGCGCGCGGACGCCGGUGUUGCUGGCGCCGGGCGUGGGUGUGGGCGUGGGCGUGGGAGUGGGCGGCUACUACGUGUGCGUGUGCGCGGCGUGUGCGGCGUGCGCGGCGUGCCCCGCCUGCGCCGCGUCCUACUGCCAGUGCUGCCGCCCUCAGCUGUGCCCCGCGUGACCGCGCUAGACCGCCGUGAUCAGAGACACGUGAUUCUUACCUUCUUUAUCGAUCGAUGAAUUUAGUGCCAAAUGUAUAUAAUAAAAAAUAUAUGUAUAUGUAUGAUUCACUGUUCUAUAGGCGAGUGUAUAUAAUGUGUUAUUAAUUACGCUUCGUAUUCUUGGCUGGAUUUUUAUUAGGAAAAAAAAAUGGGAAACACCAAAGCGAAAAAGACAGGCCGGUGACUUACGCUUCUUUGGCGAUUGCGAAUAUUUCAGUAGAUAGAAUCGAGUGGGUCUCGAGCACUGACGCCGAGCCGGCACGACUUGCCAUUGAACCUCGCGGCCUCCUACUCCUGAGCCAUAUCGGUAGCUUCAUGUGGAGACAAUUUACCCUGUGUCAAUUCGAAGUUGCUCACUUUACUAGUACACAGAUCAAUUCUCACCAGUCAAUUCUUCCGCAAAGCCUCCACGGUAGUAUUCAGGAAUCUACUAGCUAGCACCUAGCUAGUCACUACUGAUCACCAAAGCUCGGUGAAAAGUUUAACUAACUCUGAUUGGUUAUGAUGGCAGUAUUACUGACUAUUAGUGAUCUUGACUACCAACCCUGCACUCGUUUGCUAAUAAUUCUAAUCAACUAUUGUAAUGUUAGCUAGAGAACUAAGCAGAACGUAUUUAGCCAACGCUUGAGGUCAAACGUGAAAUAAUUUCUAGUCGUACUCCUUUCGUGUUGAUAAUUUAAUAUGUUAGCAGUACGAAAAUUAUUUUCCACGAAAUAUAAUGGACGCAUUGUUAGGAAUAAGUCCGAGUCGAUGGUCUGCCUAUAAAAAAAGACUAGUUAGUUAUUAUUAAGCUUUUUAUGUAUAAAAUUGUCUCCAUAAUUUUAGUGGCAUGUCUCUCAAAAACCCCGCUCAAAUGUCAAAGGCGUAACUUUGACUCGAGCUACAACUAGGACUGCUUUGGAAGAAAACGAUAUUUCAGUAGCAACUAAAAGCUAAAUAGAAACAAGUCCGGCCUUGUCGUUGGCCUUUAGAAACAAGGAAUCGCAAAUGCAGACAAGGAACUAGGCAUAGACUGUCCCCGCGGGGACGGCAGGCGCGGCCGGGACGCACUUUACAAAAUGCCUACCUACAUCUCGUAUUUGUGAAGCGCAAAGCAAAAGCAAAAGAGUUUAGUGCGCGCCCGGCUGCCGCGCGAGAUGUACUGAAGACGUAUUUUAUUACUAUGUAUUUAUAUAAUAUAACGUGUAUACAUUUGUCUUGAUCGCUCUAGUAUUGUAUACGGCUUGGCAUACGAGAGUAACAAAUUAAGUUAAUUAUAAUAACAAAAAAGAGAAAAAGCAAAAAAAAGACUAAGGUGUGUACAAUAUUAAAGUCCACUCUUGUUAUUGAUAGAGAUCCAUUUACGAAUAUUUUAAGAACAUUUACAAGUACCAGAAGUCACGUCGAGAGCGUACUUAUGGCGUUUCAACUUUUAACAUUUCAUCAAUUACAGUAAAUAUUGUAGGUGGUAUAAAAACAUGUGAUUUAAUUGUUGUAGAGUAACAUACUGUUGUCGAUGAUUAUACUUACAUACAUUAUAAUGUAGAUUAAAUCCAAUAGAGAGAUGUACUAUUAUUGUUGUAUUUUAAUGAUAUAUAGAUAUACGAAUGAUUGUGUAAACUGUGUCCGGCCAAACGUGCAUGUCUUAGAUAUUUGCCAAUGCAUAUUCAAAUAAAAAAUAUAUGUAUACACAUUAUUGCAUGGAACUCUUGAAUAGGAAGUAAGAUGUUUACAUAUUUUUGAUUAGUCGAAACGACAUCCAGAGGAAUCAAGUACAAUGGCUCCUAUAGUCGCUAAUAAUUCGGGCCUACUUCACGAGGACGAAUCCGACUUGCUCACUAUCGAACCAAAAUUUGAGAUCUCAUUUUUUAUUCCCUCAAAAUAUUUCGAAAAUGUAAGAACAUGUUCAAUUUAUUUUUAACUCGUAUUUUGGUACUGUCCGCGGCCCCUGUCAGGGUCAACACUGGAUUCAUAAACAUUAAACCCGUUCGUUUUUAGUACCUCUCAAAAUAAAGUGUAAAAGAGGUUCUACCGCGAAAAUCUAACAUCGCAAUUUCGUUACCUGCCUCUCUAUCACUGGCAUAUUCGAGCGAUACAGUGCUAUACAACGAAAUUUCGAUUUUCAUUUUCCGCCUUAGGGCCUCUGUUAUCACAUUACAACGGAGGGAAAUUUACAACUUCAUAAUACCCAUUAGACAUCAACUAAUAUUUAAGAUAAUAAAACUUAGAAAAUCUCAUCGAAUCCAGUGUCCUGUCCUGUGGCUUGUGCUCUUGUCAUGACUUGAAUCACGAAUUUUAAAACGCUUUUCGAAUUCUCAACAUUUUUAUUUACGAGAGGUGUAUUGAUAUUAUAAUAUAUCAAGUAUUUAGAAACGUGUAUAUUUCCUAAGUCAUUGAGGGUGAAGAGGAGGAAAAAGGUCCGUUGUCUUCCCGCGUUCGUAUAAUGUCAUCAAUAUAGGUAAUGCUAGGAUUUCCGGGUAAACUACAUAAUGCCGAAGGCGUCUAGAGAAUAUUUUUUUGUCUUGCUCAUGAAUGUUGUUUAAAGUAUUGAUAGCUUAUUAUCCAGAAAACUGACGUUUUAACCAUUAUUUAGUCAACAUCCGGCAAUCCAUCGUAGCUAUUUGUAAAGACCAGAUAUCACUUUACCAGGAGCAAUCACCGUACAAUGUCAUGCUAUACGAGCACACUUUUGAUAUUGGCGAAAUCGUUAUAUAAAUUUGAUCUUCCAACCUUGACGCUGGCAAAAUUGUCCCACUGGACAGAUGCCAUUUUUUUUAAACUGAACUGAACUAGAUAAUGAUAAGUUCAUUACGAAGUAUCUUCGACUGAUAGACGAACGCAGUGGGACGCCGGACUAAGACGUACUUAGAAGUAAAACAAGUACAUAAUUUUAACUAACGACAUCUAAACCAUAUUCCAUUUGUACCUAAUAAGAGUGAAUGUAAGUUAAUUAUCACUAGUUAUACCUCUCGGAAUCGAGACAGGCGUCUAAGUUGUGAUUGUAGUCUUUUCGACAGGUCUUUUAACGUUAUCUAUAUUGAAUAUUAUCAUAUUUUAAAUAACUGUGAUUAUUAUAUCUAUAUUGUAAUCUAUUAUUGGCAGUACCCGGUAUGAACUACCUCCGCGCUUAUACUAAAAUUCUGAUAAAUCGUGCUUGUAUUGUAUUAGAAAAUAUAUUUUAUUACCGUUGUACAGACUCAGAUGAUUAUACAUUGUAGUGAAAUAUAAAUGCAGUGAAAAAAAUUAUCAAUUGAUACAUAGUUUGAGCCGAUUUAGAGAUUGUUUUAUAUCCAGGAACUACUGUUGUUUAACUGAAAACAAUGUAUUUUAAAUUAUAUCUAAAAGAACAAGUAAUUGUGGUAUUUUUGAUUAUAUGAAUGAGCUUGCGAACGGCGAUGUCAAUGCCAUUGUUCAAAAACAAAACAAAAAAUACAAAUUAUUCGGCCAGUAUUUUAUAACUAAACUAUAACUGACUUAAAAAUGAUUACAUUCUGUAAUACAUGUUGUGAAGGUUGAUUACAGUAAUCAACUUUCAAGGUCAUAUCUGGUUCUUUGCACUAGAUUAAUUUCAGCAAUAGCUCUUCCGUAGAAAUAAUUCGUCACGCUUCCAUAAAACGGUCUAAAUAUUUUGGAAAUGUUUUUUGCUAACGAGAGACAUUGCGGUUUAUUAUAGGGUUUUAUUUUUCUAAAGUUACCAUCAGUUUUCAGCUAGCCUUUCUGUAUAAUGUUUAAUUUUAUAUUGUGCACGUUAUGGGGCGUCUGCGUACUGAGUUUGUUUGAUUAUUUGUAUAUAUUGUAGUGGUAGAGAGAUGAGGCGAUAUUUUGUUCGUUCUAAUGCAAGACGAAUUGUUUUUGUCGAUUUCUUUCUAGAAUGGAUUUCUAGAUUUCGCUCUGAAUAUGUUCAUUUUCCGCAAUCUACGUCUUUAUGUUUGAUUAUAAACUUCAACUAAAUCACGAAUUUUACUGUUAAAGUAAUAUUCCUUAUGAUAUUCACUUGAUCUGUGUCGCAACAUAAAGGCGUACUUUGUAACGUAAGCACGUUUGACGUGUAAACCCGGUUUUGCAUUUAAAGUAAUAUGAUAUACGUUGGAAAAUGCCAUUAGCUCCUUAACCGAUGCAUUUAUAUCAUUUGCUCAUUACGCAAAAAGCUUUGCAAUUAAAAUUUAGAAUUCUCAUUUUAACUUAAAAUUGAUUGUUAAAGCCAGUUUUGGAAUUGGCCGUGAUGGUAUUUGAUCUGCUGGGACCCGAUUUAAAAAGGCUAUAAAUGAUGAAUGUGUUUAAAUCUGCUAGGUAAAUACGCUAUUGGAUUAGACAAGGGUUUGCGACUUGUAAAAGUAUUCUUUAGUAGUGUAACGUACGCAGGCGCCUAUACAAAGGCGUGGCUUCGUGGAAUUCUUGAUUGAAACAAAUGGCAGCGACACCGUGAAAUGCCACUUUAUUAAAGAUUACAGAUCGUAUCGCUGGCGUUUGGCACCUUGGCUGGGUUAUUCGUGCUACUUUUUUGUUAGUGUGGCUUUUGUAACUAGGGGACAAAUGUAACAAAAAUACAAGAAGUGAAUCUAGAGCUAGAGUACUUAUAGUCUUAUACCAUGGGUGAACUCUUUUAUGACUGGCAAAAGUGUGCCAUGAAUAUAAGUGGCUCCUUAGCUUUUAACUCCUUGUAGUUUUAGAAUAGUUCCAUUUGCCCUAUAGUUCCAAUUGUCCCGGCUGAUCUUACGGAUUUGUUACUUACGUUUGAGUAAAAAGUCUUUUUUGGUCUUGCCAAUCUGGGAGUGUACCCGGAGACAAGAGUGGUACUGGUAAUUUAUUAACAUAAUCAAUGAAUACAAAGUUUGUACAAAACCGUGUUAGUAAGAUCGAGAAUUCUUGAGCCUUUUUUAUGUAAGAGGUUUUCACAAUAUCUUUAAUACGUAAAUGGCAUUGGAUUAUAUACAGCCAUUUAUUAAUAAUAUUCUUGGUUUUAAAACUAUCCUAGAGACUGCAGUGACAAUUCAUGAAAAGUUAAAAAGUCUUUUAGGUUCUAUUGAUAUCCCAAAUUUUACCUUCAGUGUUUCUUAAAAAAAAACAUCGAUAGUUACUUGUCUCUCUUACCUGGGCUUCUUGAAAGCUUACAGAUUGUAGUCUUACAUCCAAAUUGACUUUAAAAUCUGUGUACUAUUUGUAUAUUAGAACCGCCCCUUUUAUCCUUAAUACAUUGUAAAUAUAAUUUAUACACACGAAUGGCGUAUUCUGUCAUCUUUUUACUUAAUUUGAUGUGUAUUUUAAUUAUAUCUUCGUGCAUAAUUCUUGUUCUUUUGAAAGAUAUUAACUACGGAUCAAAAGCCCAAAUUCUCGAUUAACUCGCACGGUAUUGUUUCUCAUGGAAUUUUUACCGUAUACUGGUGUUACUUUGAGUCACGGGAAUCAUUAGAUUUUUGACGGGGAGCUGAUUUUUGAACGCAAGCUGAAGAAUUUUAUGAUGUGGUUGGCAACAUUAAUAACAGAAAUACAUGAUGAAAGCGUUCAGAAACCAAUUCUUUAUAAUUUAAAUUUACCGAACCCCAAUUUACCGAUACUAAAAGUGUACGGAUAACCCAACUCGAUAGUUCCGCAGGCACGCAAUGCCGACAAGUCGCUCAUAUGUUACCCGCGCCGGUCGGCAUACAGACUCUCUUUAAGACAUACGAGUAGCAUAUAGCAUAGUUUUAUCAAAUAUAUUUACAUAGUUAUUACUUUCUUCCGUCGCCCGCUCCGGGCCGAGCUGUUGUUGCGAUGUUUAAUAUAAUUACUAUAUUUGUGAGGAGUUUUAAGAUUGUAAAUUUUACAGAAAAUUAAAUAAAAAUGUUGUGAAAAUAAAUUAUAAAAAAGUGAUAAACAGUGA
This is a messenger RNA of Cydia strobilella, 7709 nucleotides long. Its product is annotated as terminal nucleotidyltransferase 5C. The transcript is spliced from 2 exons. Gene Ontology annotation, biological process: mRNA stabilization. The record is from RefSeq and is a predicted model, not a curated record. Gene Ontology annotation, molecular function: RNA binding; poly(A) RNA polymerase activity. NCBI's taxonomy places the organism in Eukaryota, Metazoa, Arthropoda, Insecta, Lepidoptera, Tortricidae. The coding region runs from base 532 to 1830 and encodes 432 amino acids.